This is a messenger RNA of Argentina anserina (silverweed cinquefoil), 2205 nucleotides long. RefSeq names its product probable leucine-rich repeat receptor-like protein kinase At1g68400. The transcript has 2 exons. The coding region runs from base 6 to 2018 and encodes 670 amino acids. Gene Ontology annotation, biological process: protein phosphorylation. NCBI's taxonomy places the organism in Eukaryota, Viridiplantae, Streptophyta, Magnoliopsida, Rosales, Rosaceae. Gene Ontology annotation, molecular function: protein binding; ATP binding; protein kinase activity. The record is from RefSeq and is a predicted model, not a curated record.
CAACAAUGGCAGCCAAGCCCUUCUUCUUCUUCCUCUCUCUUCUUCCUUCCCUCAUCUCCAUAAUUCACGCAGCCUCAAACCCAGAUGCCUCGGCUCUCUUAGCCUUCAAGGCCACGUCAGACCCCUCCAACUCCCUCGCCACGUGGAACUCCUCCUCCGACCCAUGCACGGCCUGGGCCGGAGUCUCCUGCACCCGCAACCGCGUCUCCCGCCUCGUCCUCGAGGGCCUCACCCUCCGCGGCUCGCUCUCUCCACUCGCCGGGUUGACUCAGCUCCGAGUUCUCAGCCUGAAGCAUAACCGCCUCUCCGGCCCCAUUCCCGACCUCUCCAACCUCACCUCCCUCAAGCUCCUCUUCCUCUCCUACAACGAAUUCUCCGGCGAAUUUCCCGCUUCCCUUACGUCACUCUUCCGCCUUUACCGCCUCGAUCUGGCCUACAACAACCUGUCCGGUGCAAUUCCCGAGACGGUCAACCAUUUGACUCACCUCCUCACGCUCCGCCUCGAAGCCAACCGAUUCUCCGGUCCGAUUUCCGGCCUCAACCUCCCGAAUCUCCAGGAGUUCAACGUCUCGGCCAACCGUCUCUACGGCGAGAUUCCCAAGUCGUUGUCCAUCUUCUCCGAGUCUGCAUUUGCUCAAAACCCGGGUCUCUGCGGGUCGCCGUUCCAGAACUGCAAAACAGUCACCGACCCGACCCGACCCGGAUCCGGUGGAGCCAUUGCCUCCCCUGUAAUUCCAGCAACCGUAGUGGCAUCCUCACCGACUUCACUCCCUUCAACCUCCACGUCAGCUAAAUCAGGAAAGUCCACGUCACGCCACUCCGGCGGUUCGAAGAUAAGUCCGGCGGCGCUGAUCGCCAUUAUCGUCGGCGACGUGGCGGUGCUCCUCUUAGUGUCGCUGUUACUCUACUGCUACUUCUGGCGGAACUUGUCGGUGAAAAUGCGGCAGGGGAAGAGCAGCUCGAAGCUUCUGGAGACGGAGAAGAUAGUCUACUCGUCGAGCCCCUACUCCGGCGGCCAGCCGACGUUCGAGAGGGGGCAGAUGGUGUUCUUCGAAGGGGUGAGGCGUUUCGAGCUGGAGGAUCUUCUCCGAGCCUCGGCGGAGAUGCUGGGGAAAGGAAGGUUCGGUACGGCGUACAAGGCGGUGCUGGACGAUGGUAAUGUUGUAGCGGUGAAGAGGCUCAAGGACGCUCAAAUCGGUGGCAAGACUCAGUUCGAGCAGCACAUGGCGGUGCUGGGCCGGCUUAACCAUAUUAACGUGGUGAGCUUGAGGGCUUACUAUUUCGCUAGGGAGGAGAAGCUGCUCGUCUAUGACUACAUGCCCAAUGGUAGCUUGUUCUGGCUGCUUCAUGGUAACAGAGGCCCUGGACGAACCCCACUGGACUGGACCACCAGGCUGAAAAUUGCAGCCGGAGCUGCACGGGGUAUGGCUUUCAUUCACAGCUCCUGCGCUCCUCUUAAGCUCACUCAUGGGAACAUUAAAUCCACCAACGUUCUCUUGGACAAGACCGGCAAUGCUCGUGUCUCUGACUUCGGACUAUCGGCGUUUUCGCCUUCCACGGCCUCGGCGCCGCGGUCGUGUGGGUACAGAGCUCCGGAGUUGGUGGAUGGUCGGAAAGUGACGCAUAAGUCUGACGUGUAUGGUUUUGGUGUUCUUCUGUUGGAGAUGUUGACCGGGAAAUGCCCGUCUGCGGUGGUGGAUGGCGGGUCUGGCGGGGGAUACGGUGGGUCGGUGGACCUGCCAAGGUGGGUGCAGUCUGUGGUGAGGGAGGAGUGGACUGCUGAAGUGUUUGACUUGGAGUUGAUGAGGUACAAGGACAUUGAGGAGGAGAUGGUGGGGCUGUUGCAGGUGGCAAUGGCUUGCACAGCGGCUAUGCCCGAUCAACGGCCGAGGAUGAGCCAGGUGGUGAAGAUGAUCGAUGAGAUUCGCGGCGUGGCGGUGUCGCCGCCUCAUGAGGCAUGUGAUUCCAUGACGGAGUCCCCUGCAUUGUCGGAGGACACUUGCGGAGCAAGUCAGUGAAGACCACUAACGAUGAUGAUGACACUACGUUGUAAAUCAUGGGAUUUUAAAGCUCUUAGAUCACUUUGAUCGGUUUAGGGUUUAGCUAGGCAGUUCCAAUUUCUUAACUUGCUUUUUCAUGUUAUGUGUUUGGUUUGGGGUGUAAGCCAUGGGAUACAGAGUUUUAUUAUCAGCAAAUGUUAUCAAC